Molecule: messenger RNA, 3118 nt
Organism: Metopolophium dirhodum (rose-grain aphid)
Lineage: Eukaryota; Metazoa; Arthropoda; Insecta; Hemiptera; Aphididae
Product: plexin-A3-like
Exons: 3
Coding region: 647-2776 (709 amino acids)
Biological process (GO): motor neuron axon guidance; regulation of cell shape; regulation of GTPase activity
Cellular component (GO): semaphorin receptor complex
Molecular function (GO): semaphorin receptor activity
Source: RefSeq, a predicted model, not a curated record
UUGGUUUCAAUAUAAUAUAGGUUUAUAAGUACCUGUGCCUCUACCCAUUAUAUACCUAUACAAUACAAAAAUACCUUUUGUGUCACGGAAUUCGAAAGGUGCGAUGUUCAAAAUAGUAUUAUAUUAUAUAUUAUUAUUUUUGAAAACGAUCAAUAUAUACAAUUGUAUAUGUACCUAAUAUAUAAGUUUAAGUAUUUUAUCAUACGUUAUUAUAUUAUCCUUCCGUUUACCAUUUAAUUGUGUUUCGGCCUAAUGUAUGUUUAAGUGUCAACUAAAAUAGCUGAAAACACAUUUUUAUUCAUCGAUAUCUGGGGAUAAUGGGUUAUUGAUAACCCCCUGUCUGGAGACUUACAUGCGUAUGGGCGCCUCACUUCGUAUACGAGCGCCGAGCAGCCGUCUGCUGUGAUCAUUCCAGUGCCGAGGUAUGAAGAGUGCACAUCUAAAAUAUUCUUAUUAAAGAUGUUUCGUUUUUUAAUAUAGAAAAGUGUCAUAUUAUUUUUAUUUGUUAUUAAAUUACUUUUUAUCUUUUAUUAUUAAAUAAAAAUCUCUAGUUGUCAAUCUGCUUACAUUUUGGUUUCAACAAGAUCUGUACCCAUCGGACGACACAAUAAAACCACAAUCAGAAAAUUGGAAAAACUCAGGCAUCAUGGUUGACUGGACUGCAGGGUCAAGAAACCAACUUUGGAAUAGUUCAUCUAUUUAUAGACUUCUUGUAGUCAUACUGGUGUUCGUAUGUGUAACACAAGUCAAUUCUUUCAAGCACGAUAAAACCAAAGAUUCGGUAAAUUGUUCAGGAUUGAGGACAUGUACAAAAUGUGCAGAAAACCCGUCGUGCAGCUGGUCGUUACAACGGCAGACUUGUGUGAACACGACGCGGAGGCCGGAACUGUUAAUGGUGAACAUCCACGCGCACUGUCCGCAGUUUACCAUCGUCGACAGUUUUGUCUAUAAAAUGCAUCUGCCCUUCACGUACAAGGUGAAGGUAUCGAACGACGUGAGCGGUUUCGUCAAGUACCUCAGCAAGAGCAACAUCACGUGCUCACUGAGGGGCGUGACGUACAACGGUACGGUGAGUGAGGUGGAGGAUACAAUCAACUGCGAGUCGAUAAGCAACGACAAUCUGGAGUUCGACAAGCAGCGGCUCAUGAUCUACCACUACAGCAUCGCGUUCGACGGCGUGCCGCUGCGGAUCGACGAUGGCGUCAACAAUUACUUCACCGUAUACAAUAGCCAUUAUUGCGACAUCUCCAACAAAACCAAGCACUGCGUCGCAUGUUCCUGGGACUCGGAACUCAACACGUUCUACUAUAAACGGUGUUCGGUAGCUAACAUGUGCACGGGCCUAUUUGAGUACUACGACAGUAGGAACGCGACCGCCUUCGCGGACACGACGACGGACGACAGGUACAACGAGGACACUGCUGCGCUGCUUCCCAAAUCAGGACCACCUUCGGGUGCUUGUCCGGACAUGACGAUCCAGUCGGUGGAACCACUGACGGCGCCGUGGUCGGGUGGCGUAACGCUGGUGAUAACAAUCAAGAACCACGACGUGUUGUCCGAAUCGCGGAAGGUGACCAUCACGGUGGCCGGACGCGAUUGCGUCUACCCGAAGACAGUAAACGGCGAGACCAUCUCAUGCACGGUUGGACCACCGAAGCCCGACGACUUGGCCACGGGCCCGGUGCACGUCGAGUACGGCCCGCUGCAGCUGACGUCGAGCCAGAUGUUCCAAUUCGUCUACCCCGAGCCGACCGCUCUGAGCCCGACGUGCGGUCCCAUCUCCGGCGGUACCUUGUUACACAUUACCGGUCAUUCCCUGGACGCCGGCAGUACAGCCACCGUGUCCGUGGGCCCAUCUAACGUGCCGUGCGAGCUGGUCGCUAGGUACGAGGACCGCGUGCUGUGCAUGACCGGACCGGCAGACAGGCCAGCUUCGGGCGCCGUCACCAUCGUGUUCGACAAGUUUUUGAGGAGGAAAGUCGGCGUAAAUAGUAACACCGCACCAUCGUUUAAGCCUGUGCAGUUCGUGUACGCGGGUGACCCAGUGCUAGACGCGAAUCAGCCGUUCUCUGGCAUCGCUUCGGGCGGAACCUACAUCCCGGUGCGCGGCCGCCAUCUGGCGUGCGUGAGCAACGCCACUCUGUACGUGGACGACCCGGACGGCUUGCGACACUACGCCGGUUGUGCGGUACGCAACGACACGUUCAUGGAGUGCUGGUCGCCCGCGCUCGAUCCUCCCCGAUCGUUGACCCCCGGCGCCCCUGCCCCGUUGUUAAACUUUGGUUUCCGUGUGCGCUUUGCAGACCACACGCUGGACUUGUCGCCGCAGCCCGACUUUCCCGGUUACCGGUUGUACGCCGAUCCGGCUUUCACGGAUUUUGAGACUGACGGCCGUAACGUGACGAUCAACGGCCGCCACCUGGACCGGGGCUACCAGCCGUCCGUCGACCUGGCCAUCCGAUUGCGUAACGUCAAGGGCACUCCUUGCACCGUAAUCAGCACGCAGCGACGACAGAUCGUGUGCGUGCGACCGCCGUCGUCCCCCACUGACGGAGACGUGCGUGAAAUCUACGUCACCGUCGGCCGUGAAUUAGCCCGUACCGUCAAGAAAAAGAAGAACAACACCGACAAGCGUUUCAAAGACGGGCCCUUGGGCGUGUUCGAAGUGUUCCUGGUGAUCGUUGGUAUCCUCACCGGCGUGUGCUUCAUGUCGUUGCUGGCUGUCGCGGUCUACGUGGUGUGGAACAACAAAUGUGACAUCCGUCGAUAUUUGUAAUAUGCCUCAGUGAAAUAUUAUAAUAUUGUGUGCUGUUCGAAUUGAAGCAUUGGUGGAGCAAUCCUGCGCAAACAAUUCAAAAACGUAUUAAUAAUUUUUGAUUUUUAAAUUUCUUUUUUUUUUUUAUUUUACACUGAAUACAUCAAUAAUAUAAUUUAAUAAUGUAACUUAACUAUUUUUAUAAUGUCAGUUAAAGUGAUCACUCGGAUCCAUACAGGUUAUAGAUUAUGACGUAAUCAAACGAUAAUUUAUAAUACUUUGACGUUUUUACAUUACAUUUAAGCACUUUAUAUUAACAUAGAAAAUAUUAUACUGAUCACAAUUUUUAAAAUAUAUCUGAUA